Molecule: messenger RNA, 6766 nt
Organism: Fundulus heteroclitus (mummichog)
Lineage: Eukaryota; Metazoa; Chordata; Actinopteri; Cyprinodontiformes; Fundulidae
Gene: rp1
Product: oxygen-regulated protein 1
Exons: 6
Coding region: 224-6418 (2064 amino acids)
Biological process (GO): photoreceptor cell development; intracellular signal transduction; axoneme assembly
Cellular component (GO): axoneme
Source: RefSeq, a predicted model, not a curated record
AUCCUACAGCAGCAAAGCAGCCCCAGACUAUCACAUGGCCACCACGUUUCACAUUAGGUGCUGAUCAAGUGUUAGCAAAGAUUAAGCAAAUUGGCCAUGAUGCUGCAUGUCCUAAAAUAGCCUUCCAACACGGCUGAGAGGCUUUGAUCGGCCGUGAGAGAAGCAAAGGAGGCAGGCUUUUAGUUGUUUUUGCCGGUAUAAAACAAGGAGAAAUGCACAUUUUAUGCCACCUCACGACAGUAUGAGCAACACACCUGUCCUGGACCCUCCGGCCCAGGAGAUGUCCUCUAGCAGCGGGCAGAUGUUGUCUUCUCGGCCUGCGCAGGCCAUCUCUGAACCCUCAGCUUCUAAACGGGUCUGCUUCUACAAAAGCGGUGACUAUCAGUUCAGUGGGCAUCGUAUGACAGUCACUGCCCGCACCUUCAAGACAUUCGAUGCCCUGCUGGACGCUCUGUCCAAAAAAGUGCCUCUGCCGUUUGGAGUGCGAACCAUAACCACUCCUCGAGGAACUCACUUUGUCAAAGCUUUGGAAGACUUACAGGACGGGGGAGCUUACGUGUGCUCGGAUCAGAAACGAGUGAAGCCACUAAACCUGGGAGAGGUGAACCGCAGGCAGGUGCCUUGGAACGCCACGAGGCCGCCCAGCGCAGGGCGGCGUAAGAAGCAGGAGGUCAGGCGCCGCCAGUUUGGCAGAGGGACUGAUGCAAGCAACAGGCCAGCGAAGGUUACCGAGAGAGUGGCAGUACGGACGCCCAAGAAGCUUAUAGUUAUCAAAAACAGGGAUCCUGCGGUUAGACGAACCAUUGUGCUGCAGAGAAGAACAGCACCAACGUUUGAUGCUUUGCUGGAUUACCUGUCUCAGAUCCUCCAGUUUCCAGUGGUGAAGCUCUUCUCCACAGAAGGGAGACGGGUUGAUGGUCUUGCUGCCCUUAUCCUCUGCUCUGGAGUCGUUGUGGCAGCCGGCAAUGAGCCGUUCAGAUUAGGAAACCAGCGUUUUCACAGAACCGGCCAGGCAGCCCAGGUCAUGUAUGUGGAACAUGUAGAACCAUCAUCAUUACAACCUAGAAUGCAGAAAGACGCGUCCCUAUCCAGCGGAAGAGUCUCAAGAAACUUCUCCCUCUCAUCAGAGCGAUUCAUCGUAAACCAGAUAAACAAGUCUCAGAAUGGAAGCUUGAACAGCGACCUGCACCGUCCCAACGGACCGUCUGCAACAGAAGCUCAUCAGCAUCACGCAGCCAUGGAGACGUGUGGACCUGAGAGGGGAGAUGAUGAGCACAGCGACUACAUCAUCCCUCAUGACGACGACAUUGAAAAGUCUUUCCGCGUAAAUCAGGACGGCAGUAUGACGGUGGAGAUGAGAGUUCGUCUGACAAUCAAGGAGGAGGAGAUGCUUCACUGGACGACCACGCUCAGCCGCUCCGGCCUUAGCAAGAAGACAGUAUGUGCCUCCCCUUCUGGGUCAGCCAGCAGCUCACCUGACUCAAACAAUGCUGUCGCCAAUGACUCCUCAGCCAUUCAAGAGGAUGAAAGAAAAGAAGAGAACUAUCGCGGCGGACCUGCAAAAGGAGUUGCCUUUAAUGACGAGCACAUCUAUAACGGCUACAGCUCGACAACUCUGGGUAGAGCGAAAACACGAUCUAAGCGUGUCUCUACACCAGGGCCACAGCAUGUGAACGAGAGGGCUUCUGUAGAAAGUGUGAAAAUGGUGACAGAGACAGGGGUUCAACAGAGCACCAUGGGACAUUAUUCAUACAUGGAGAGGACUGCUGACGGCGAGACCACUGAGGGAUAUUGCGUUGUCAGGCACAGCAGUAGCAGCAGCAGCAACAAACCGGCCCCUAAAGCUCAUAGGACGGCAUUGUCAGGAGUGAGCAGCAAAUGCUCCUCUGUCAGAUCAUCAGGGGUCGCUGAAGUCCUUCACGUACAGGAUGGUGGAAUGGAGGUCACGGAGACCGUGAUGCAUAUUUACGAGGGUCAGGGUUGCUACGACAACUAUGUUGCGAAUGAGGAGUUCAGUGCAGACGGCGCUUCGUUGCAUGGCUCCCCUCCGGCGGCAGAAAGCAAACGGUCCACUGCCUCAGGGCCGCAGUCGUCCAGCGACGAUUGUGAUAUAGAUUGUAACUGGCAUCCGUCCACUGCUGACUCACUACAGAGGCAGAAAGAGGAGAUGCUAUCCCUAUCAUCAGAGCCAGGGUCUCUAACACAUCAGGCAACAAACAAUCUGUCUUUGGUAACUGAGAACGAGGCUGUCUGCUCACAAACGGUUGAAACAGUAAAUAAAGAUAAUGCUGCCAAAAGCACUAAGAAGAAAACGAUUGCUCGGCCACACCGGAAUGAGAAGAGUUCAGCUUCAACAAACAGCUUAGAUAAAAAACAUCAAGAAAGCACAAAAGGCUCCUCAAAACAUAGUAAAUACUCCUCAACUGACAAGCUGAGCAGCAACGCUAGUGUUGGAAAAAAGAGCGGGGAUUCACUAGAGAGAUCUAAAAGUGGGCUAAAGAAUAAAGGAGUAGAAAAGUCUAAUUCUAAAAAGUUAAUCAGAGAUGAACAAAUUUCCAAAAAGGAUUCAGCCUCAUUACUUAACCCUAGAAAUACUCAUAUAAACCCACAACAGAAAAAAACCCAAAACAAAACAUCAGCAAAACAGGAUGGCCAUAAUAUUAACACUCCAACUGGAAGGCCCCAGAUGAGGAAGAACAUGUCAGACAUUUUACAAACCAAAAAAACACUUUCACCGGGCAAAAAGACAAUCAGUCGACCAAAGUCCAUGAUCGAAUGUGGACUAUCACCAACCAAACCAUCUUUAGAGCUGAGUGAGAGUGGAUCAUUACCUUCCUUAAAUCCCUCUCCUACGGAAAUUCACCAGUAUGUCGAGAACUGGUUGGAAAACGUCCGCCCAGAGUCUGUGCCGUACGUAGAGGAGGUGCUCACAGAUGGAGCAGAAACUCGGGCAAAGGUUGUAUUUAAGAUAGGCGACGACUCGGAAUCAGAUGAAAUAAAUCAAUGCCAGACUGGUUUAAACGAUGCCAUGAAGAAAUCCUCGUCCUGUUUAUCCGUUCCUCUUUGCCACGAGGGGCCGGCAUCAGGCGUACACCAUGGUGAGCAGAGAGCCCGAGGUCUUUGUGUUUCAAUGCCAAGUGUCAGGGCUGACCCAGAAAACAACGAGAAUAAUCUCAGGUUACACAAAUCUGUUGAAGACGUCGGUCCAAAUGACAGUGAAAUGUCGUUGACUAACUUGCUGAGCCCAAAGGCAAAGCUAAGGCCGGUCCUUCGGCAAGUUUGUUCAUCCGUUCAGUGCUUGAGAAGAGCAUCUGGCGGCAGCACCACCCCCACUCUUCAAAAUUCAAGCAGCGUUCCUAAUUUCUCAACACAAGUCGCCUCGGUGUUCGGCUCGUCGUGUAAAGCCUUCGUCUCAUUCUUGUCCGUGAUGACGCUGAGAGACAACGUAACAGGCUCCCAACUAGAGGAAGGGAACCAAUCGAGAACCCCUUCAGAGGCCAUGUUAAUGAUGGAAUCCCUCCAGAAGAUUUCUGCUAUAGAAGACGAAGAAGAGCAGAGGGCGAGUCUUACCGACUUGCAAAGCAGAGCGUCUUCCCAGCUAAGAGAACGCUGGAAGGAUUUCCAGACUCUGAGGGAGAGGCUUGAAAGCGAGCCGCUCUCCCCCAGAGUUUCGGAGACCGAGUUUGCGUUGGAUGUUGUCUCUGAAGGGGGUGACACAUUUGACGAACAGCAAAUGGUUCUUGACGAGCUCAUGGAAGAGCUGAACAUGCCACAAGACCUCCGAGAGGAGAUCGUUUCCACAAUCCAACAAACUAAAAGUUUCUAUCCGGCGGAGGAGAGCACUUUUGCUGAGGACGUUAAAAACCAGUCAGAGUCAGAGGAAGACGUAGAACGAUUUGCCGGUGAGUGUGAAGAGGAAACAAAAGAUUCCCCAGAGUCUAGAAGUACGACCGGGAACUUAACUGAGAAGAAGCAAAUACAUUACAACGAAGUGAAUGGGGAGGUAGCCACAGAAGUAAAGGAAAUGUCAAUAGAUAAGGGACAACUGGUACUCUCAGAAAGAGUUGAGGCAUUAAAAGAUGAAGACCACGAGGAAGAAAAGAUGAAUAAUUUAGCAAAUACAGAAGACUUAGAUGCUGACGAAGAGGAUGCCAGGGAAGAAUUGGAAAGAGAAGGUGAGAUAGAGGAGGAGGUGAACACAGAGAUGCAGAGGGACUCAGAUGAAGAGAAGGCAAGUGAAAGGGAAUCAUGCAAAAAAGUAGAUGAAGAGAUGACAGGGGAUGAAGAGGGUACAGAGCCAGCUUUUGAGGAGGAGGAUAAAGGUUUUGUAGACGAGGAAACAGGAAGCGGUGAUAGUGUUGAAGAUACAGAUGAUCGGGAGGGGGCAGGAGAGACGGAGGAAGAAAAAAACCUUCAGGAUGGGGAGGCUGAAGUGCAAGAUGAUGAUGAAGCAGAAACUAUAAUUAAUGAGGAGGACGUAGAGGAAGUGGUGGUGCAAGAAGAGGAGAAGAAAGAGGAGGAGGAGCAGGAAGAGGAGAAGAAAGAGAAGGAGGAACAGGAGGAGGAGGAGGAUGAAUGUAAAGGCUUUCUCUCCGAGGAUACAGAGAAGGAAGUGGAAGUGGAAACUGAGGUAAAAAGGGAAGCUAUUGAGAUACCUGAGGAAGAAAACAUAGAAGAUGAUAAUAUGCCUAAUUCACCUACUUGUGCACUUAAAGGCCAAGGUAAUGUAGAAGGAAGUGACCAAAUUGAGAAUUAUGUUGAGGAAAAAGAGGAGGAUGAGAUAGAGCAGUUAACAGAUGGGCUUAGUGAAGGAAACAGGGAGGAGGAGACGGAGAACGAGGAAGAAGAUGAGAGCGAACAUGAAGAAGAAAAGGACAGCGAGGAGGAAACAGCUGGAGAAAAGGAUGAUGAGGCUGAAGAUGAGGGAAUGACACUAGAGAAUAAUGAAACCGAACUGCUGGAAGAAAGGGCAGAGGAGGAGGACCUUGUGGAUGAGUUGGACAUUGAUAAUGACAAUGAUACAACGACAGGGCAAACUGUAGAUGAAGAAGAGAGGAAUGGUUGUGGAGAAAGCAGGUCAGAUCAGAAAUCAGAGCAGGAUGAGGCAGAGGAAGGGGCUCUGUCUGACGAUGAAGACAAUUUCCCCGUCAGUCAGGACUGUGAAACGACGUUAGAAGAAGCUUCUUGUCAGCAGCAGCACAGUAACAGCUGUGAAGCAGCUUCAGAAACUGUAUCGAAAUAUUCAUCUGAAGGCCAGUGUGAGGACAAAUGUACAGACACUAUUCACGAGACAGAUGAGGGAGGAGAAGAGGACAGAAGAAACAGCUUAACCCAUCCUGUUGAAAUUUCUCAGGAGCUGCUUGACUUUGUGAACGAUGCCCUCCAGUCUUAUUCCCUUAUAUUUACGUAUGACACUCAGGGAAAUAUCAAGAUUGUGCCUGAUAACGCUAGAGUCGUACAAACUAAGCAAAGUUUGAUACCAAAACCCGCAAAGGAUAGUUCUUAUGGUCUAAAAUGCCUCCCGAGCCCCAUCACGUCCGAUUUAUCCGAUUAUAGACCAGAAACAUCAGGCAGUGGAGGGUAUAACACCCAGGAGUCUGUCGAUAUUGUCUCAGAAAGUGCAGAAGAGCCUUUAGAGAAAGCAAAUAGCGUUGAGGGAAGAGUCUCACAACAAAGGUGCUCAAAGUUGUCUGUUGCAAGUUGCUCAUUAAAAAGUGGAAACAGUCCUUCCAGUGAAGAGGGCACCAAAGCUUCAAGGGAGGACCUCUCUUAUUUCAGUGCCGCAAGCUCAUCAAAAGCCGAAACCGAAGGUGAAACACCUUUAACUUUUGAUAAGGACUCUGGUGAUGGGGUCUUGAUUGAUCAAGGGAGAUGGCUGCUAAAGGAGAACCAUCUCAUAAGAAAAUCCCCCCCUGUGUCUCUGGGAAUGUACGGUAACCUGGACAGCACCUCCAUGGACACAGGCCAGGAAAACACCAGCGUCGAUUCCCUGUGUCACGCUAACACCCCGCACAGACCCCUCGCAGACAUAUCCUCCUCAGAGCUCGAGGAGAUGGCGAAGCCCCCGACUCCAAAGUGCACCUACUACAACAUGCCACACGGGAGCGACUCGGACCCCUUCUUGGACGAUGCCAGCGUCAGGAGUGGGAGACACGACGCAAGCAGCAUAAAAGCAAGAGGCUUCAGGGUGUCGCCAGCUGUUGACACUUCCAAAACCUGGGCCAACAGGAACGGCAGUCAGUCGUCCUUCGCUUCAGUUGAGUUCAAAAUCCCGGACAGAAAGGUGCACCCUGAGGUGGACUCCUCUGCAGUGACGCAGCCAAGAAGGACAUCUAAUGGUGAACAGGGUGCACUGCAAGCUCAAGACUCUUUGGACUCGCUGCAUUUGAGAUGUGGGCAGUACUGUCCCAUACUAUAAAAGAAGGCCACUAUAAUAUACAAAACAAAAAAACACAUUAUACAUUUAGUUUUAUGGGAACUUUUGUCUUGUGUUGCUGCUAGAAAACCUUUAUCUUCCAUUAAAUCAUGACCAACAGUAACCUCGUAGAUAUGUUUGGUGACUCACGACAGUCGUGCCUCUUCUUAUUUAUCUUGAUAUCUAGUAAAAUUAUUUUUAUACUUGCAGUAACUUUAGUGUUGUCUUCCAGGUGGUUGCUAAUGAAUGUAUCCUGAAAAUUAAAAAAUGACCUAUUUUUUACCAAUUUGAUGCCUCAGACUGUUGUUGAAUAAUGUGUAACUAACUGCCAGCAUAGAUAUCGAAUGCUUU